Messenger RNA from Benincasa hispida (wax gourd), 1425 nucleotides. Its product is annotated as putative pyridoxal 5'-phosphate synthase subunit PDX1. Gene Ontology annotation, biological process: pyridoxine biosynthetic process; pyridoxal 5'-phosphate biosynthetic process; amino acid metabolic process. The record is from RefSeq and is a predicted model, not a curated record. Lineage: Eukaryota; Viridiplantae; Streptophyta; Magnoliopsida; Cucurbitales; Cucurbitaceae. Gene Ontology annotation, molecular function: amine-lyase activity.
UAUUGAUAUUCUUUUUUUCUAAAUCAAUUUUCAAUUAACCUCUCCUCUCUUUCUCCUUCUCUUCUUCUUCUUUUUCCAUUAAUGGCGGACACUGGCGUAGUCACCGUUUACGGAAAUGGUGUCAUUUGUGAGGCUACCAAGAAAUCUCCCUUCUCCGUCAAGGCCAGUUUGGCCCAAAUACUUCGCGGCGGCGUAAUUAUGGACGUCGUUAAUGCUCAGCAGGCUCGAAUCGCUGAAGAGGCCGGUGCCUGCGCCGUCAUGGCCCUCGAGAAAGUUCCCGCCGACAUUAGGGCUCAAGGUGGAGUCGCUCGCAUGAGCGAUCCUCGAUUAAUCAAGGAAAUCAAGCAAGCCGUGACCAUCCCUGUCAUGGCCAAUGCUCGAAUUGGUCAUUUCGUCGAAGCUCAAAUCCUUGAAGCCAUCGGCGUCGAUUACAUCGACGAGAGCGAGGUUCUGACUCCAGCUGAUGAUAAGAACCACAUCAACAAGCAUAAUUUUCGGAUCCCCUUCGUAUGUGGAUGCCGAAAUUUAGGGGAAGCGCUACGCCGAAUUCGCGAAGGCGCGGCGAUGAUUCGUACCAAAGGCGAAGCCGGAACUGGAAAUAUUGUCGAGGCUGUUCGGCAUGUGAGGUCUGUGAUGGGAGACAUUAGAAUGCUGAGGAAUAUGGACGAUGAUGAAGUUUUCUGUUACGCAAAGCGAAUUGGGGCACCGUAUGACUUGGUGAUGCAGACCAAACAGCUCGGCCGGCUGCCGGUGGUACAUUUCGCAGCUGGAGGAAUUGCAACUCCGGCUGAUGCGGCGAUGAUGAUGCAAUUGGGUUGCGACGGAGUAUUCGUCGGCUCCGGCGUGUUCAAGAGCAGCGAUCCAGAAAAACGGGCUAGGGCUAUUGUAAGAGCCGUAACGCAUUACAGCGAUCCUGAUGUGCUUGCAGAGGUGAGCUUUGGAUUGGGUGAACCCGUGGCCGGAAUUAACCUCAGCGAUGGCAAUGUGAAUGUUGAGAGGUAUGCAAAUCGGUCGGAGUAAUUUGGGUUUCUUCUUUUUCGUUUGUGAAUCAGAUCAGAGGCUCAAUGAUCCGAUUUCCAGGAAGGUGAUCUUCUUGAAAUCUUGAAGUUUAGUAAUCCUUAUAGCUUUAUAUGAUCCAUUUGAGUAAAUUUGUUAUCUCUUUCGUUUCUUGAGGAGAUACCAAUAAACAUAUUCGUAAUAUGAGUUAUUUUUGUCAAUAAUUAUGUGUUUUCGUAUGUGGGGCUUUUUUCUUUUUCCUUUUUUUUUUUUUUUGGCAACUUUCAUGUUUUAGGAUUGAGUUUUAGAAUGAAUGGUUUUGUUGAACCAUGAUUAUAUUACUGAAUGAUUAAAGCCACACAGAAAAUUUGUAAAUUAUGAGUGUGAUUUAUCUUUGAUGCGUGAAAAGUUUUCAUCUUUAUCCAUCAA